This is a messenger RNA of Aureococcus anophagefferens, 1179 nucleotides long. RefSeq lists its product as hypothetical. The coding region runs from base 1 to 1179 and encodes 392 amino acids. The transcript has a single exon. Gene Ontology annotation, cellular component: cytoplasm. The record is from RefSeq and is a predicted model, not a curated record. Gene Ontology annotation, molecular function: nucleotide binding; oxidoreductase activity. Gene Ontology annotation, biological process: NADPH regeneration. NCBI's taxonomy places the organism in Eukaryota, Pelagophyceae, Pelagomonadales, Pelagomonadaceae.
AUGAAGGUCGUGAACGUCGGCGUCAUCGGCGCGGGCCGCAUCGGCCUCGUGCACCUCGAGGCCAUCGCCCAGUGCCAGGACGCCAAGUGCCUCAUCAUCAGCAACCCCACGGUGUCCAAGGCCGAGGCCGCGGCGAAGCAGUACUACGUGCCCGAGUUCUCCGCGGACGCGGACGACGUGAUCAACCACCCCGACGUCGACGCCGUCUGGAUCUGCUCGCCGUCCUCCUUCCACGCGGACCAGAUCAUGAAGGCCGCCGCCGCGGGCAAGUCCAUCUUCUGCGAGAAGCCCAUCGCGACGGACCUGCCCGAGACGAUCGUCGCGAUCAACAAGUGCGAGGAGGCCGGCGUCAAGCUCAUGACGGCGCUCCAGCGCCGCUUCGACCCGAACUUCGCGCGCGUCAAGGAGGCCAUCACCAAGGGCGAGGUCGGCGAGCCCAUCGUCGUCAAGCUCUGCUCGCGCGACCCGAGCCCGCCGCCGUUCGAGUACGUCAAGGGCGGCGGCGGCAUCUUCAAGGACAUGGCCGUCCACGACCUCGACAUGAGCCGCCACCUCAUGGGCUCCGAGCCCAUCGAGAUCCUCGCCUCGGGCUCCUGCCACAUCGACAAGCAGAUCACGGAGCUCGAGGGCGCCGAGGCCUACGACACCGCGAACAUCAUCGUCCGCUACGCGAACGGCAAGGAGGCCAUCAUCGACGUCUGCCGCCAGGCGCCCUACGGCUACGACCAGCGCGCCGAGGUCCUCGGCACCAAGGCCAUGAUGCAGACGGACAACAUGUACCCGAACACCGCGCGGCUCUACGCCGCCGACUUCACGGGCAACGCGGACCUGCCCUACGACUUCUUCAUGAGCCGCUACAAGGAGGCCUACAAGCAGGAGACCCUCGCCUUCAUCGACGCCCUCGUCAACGACAAGCCGUCGCCCUGCUCCGGCGAGGACGGCCUCAUCGCGCUCAUCAUGUCCAUCGCCGCGGGCAUCUCCGCGGAGGAGCAGCGCUGGGUCAAGUUCUCCGAGGUCGCCGCCUCCGUCAAGUGCGACGAGGACGGCUGCAUGAUCGUCGACCUCGACGAGGACGCCCUCAAGGAGGCCCAGCAGAAGGACGAGUUCGUCGACAAGGUCAAGGAGGUCCUCCCCAACAAGGAGGAGAAGUCGGGCUGGAGGAAGGUCUUCUCCCGCUAG